CCCAACCAAAACGCAACUUCGUCGAAAAGUGGCAGAUCCAUUUUUCUUCGUCGACGAACAACUAUUCCCCGCUUGGUCGUGCUCGCCUUCCACCGUUUUCAGCCCUUCGUGGUUGUUCUCCCGCAAAUAUUGAAGAAGGCAACACUUUUCAUGAUCAUAAAUUGCAUGGUGGAAUUGGAAGAUGAUAAAUUUCAAGAGUGUUAUCAUUGUCAUUCUUCCGUGGCUUGGAGGAGUUUCCUGAAUCAGUCGGCUUACUAAGGCAUCUUCAUUAGAGUAUCUGAACAAAAAUUAAAAGGGUAUGAUAUCAACCAUGCAUGUUUCAAAGAUUUCAGUGAGGGCAUCUGCGUAAUAUAGGGAAUUAGCAAUGGCGACCACUGCUUGUUUCAUCAUUGUUAGCAGAAAUGAUAUUCCUAUAUACGAAUCUGAAGUUGGGACUGCUACUAAAAGAGAAGAUGCUGCUCAGCUGCAUCAAUUUAUACUGCAUGCUGCUCUUGAUAUUGUCCAGGACCUUGCAUGGACUACGAGUGCUAUGUACUUGAAAUCAAUAGACAGAUUUAACGAUCUGGUGGUAUCGGUGUAUGUCACAGCUGGUCAUACCCGGUUCAUGUUGCUUCAUGACUCUCGGAAUGAUGAUGGCAUUAAGAGCUUUUUCCAGGAGGUGCAUGAGCUUUACAUAAAGAUUCUUCUUAAUCCCUUGUAUUUGCCUGGCUCUCGAAUCACAUCAUCACAUUUCGACACAAAAGUACGAGCCCUUGCACGAAAGUAUUUGUAGAAGCCACCAUUGAGCUAUUGUGGUCUAAGGAACAACUUGCAAAAUCAAGCCGCCUGAGUCGCACCAUGUUCAUUCUUCAUUUAAUUGAAAUAGUUGUAUUCACUAUUAUAUAUGAUUUGGCUGUAGGUAACCGAUGAUGGUAGUGUUCACUUUGGAUUGAGUGUAUGGUUUAAAGAUGUUAUUUGGUGGCUCCCAUUUGCAAUACAUGCUAAGUUCUAGUGUCUUAUACCUGUUGAUCCUCUUAUCCUAUGAGGAAACUAGGCAUUUUGUGAAUUGUGACCAAAGCAUCAACCCUUUAUCUUGUCUGGAUUGUAAACAAAAUUUUGGAUUCUUUUGCUUUUAAUAUUUGGUUAUUCGAUAA
This is a messenger RNA of Prosopis cineraria, 1133 nucleotides long. RefSeq lists its product as uncharacterized. Lineage: Eukaryota; Viridiplantae; Streptophyta; Magnoliopsida; Fabales; Fabaceae. Gene Ontology annotation, biological process: endoplasmic reticulum to Golgi vesicle-mediated transport. Gene Ontology annotation, cellular component: cytoplasm; nucleus; TRAPP complex. The coding region runs from base 365 to 772 and encodes 135 amino acids. The record is from RefSeq and is a predicted model, not a curated record. The transcript has 7 exons.